This is a messenger RNA of Onychostoma macrolepis, 2134 nucleotides long. It is a transcript of the gene lamp1b, whose product is annotated as lysosomal associated membrane protein 1b. The record is from RefSeq and is a predicted model, not a curated record. The transcript has 6 exons. The coding region runs from base 250 to 1011 and encodes 253 amino acids. Gene Ontology annotation, cellular component: membrane. NCBI's taxonomy places the organism in Eukaryota, Metazoa, Chordata, Actinopteri, Cypriniformes, Cyprinidae.
GCUGCUGUUGCGUGAUGCUAGCAGUCGCUCACAUGACACUAGUGUUUCUGCUGCGGUUACGAGAAACUAAACAAAUCUGGCCUAGUGCGUUUAUCAGAUGCAGAUUUGGCACAGCUGCAGUUCAAAGCGGUCUUAACGUCUGCACCAUAACGACGGUUAUCUGAAGAGUCCGUUUGAAGGCGCAUAUUGCACAGUCUGCCAUCAUCUGUUUUUCCAUCGAGCGUGUUUUGGUUUACUUUGUCAAGAAACAUGAUUCCCAUCAUCCGCAAACAAAACAUGCCCUCCGGGGCAAUUUUUAGCCUGCUGUUAGCUCUCACUAUACAUCAGACUUUGACUGCUGAUGUUCCGCCCACUGUGGUCGCUGUUGAAACCAGCUCUCCUCCGGCUUCUCCUGUAACCCCUGGACCCCCUGAGCAAGGCAGCUACAAUGUCACCAAUGCCACUGAUGCUGUCUGUCUCUUGGCACGGAUGGGACUGCAGCUCAACAUUAGCUUUAUUUCGAGCUCUCAUGGCAAGACUGUCCAGGAGGUCUUGAACCUGCAUCCAAACCUUGUUAAAUCCUCUGGAUCCUGCGAUCUGGACAGUGCAACUCUCGUACUCUCUGAGGACAACAUUAAUUUGACUUUCAGCUUUUCUUUGAAUACCACAUCAAACAAGUAUCAUCUUGGUGGGUUGGAGUUGUCAGCUGCAUUGCCUGAUAUGGCUAAGGGCCUUGUUUUCAGGAACACCACUCUGAACUACAUGGUGGGAACCCUGGGCCACUCUUACAUGUGUCAGAAGGAGAAGAUCUUGAGCAUUACACAGGAUUUCUCUCUCAACACCUUCCAGCUUCAAGUGCAGCCUUUUGUUGUCAAUGGAGAUUUUGGAGCAGCUGAGGAGUGUGAUUUAGAUGAAGACGACAUGUUGAUUCCCAUUAUUGUGGGUGCUGCGUUGGCUGUGCUAGUACUCAUCGUGAUCCUGGCCUACCUUAUUGGCAGGAACAGAAGUCAUGCAGGCUACCAGACCAUCUAACCUCAUAUUCUUCAAGCCAGGAUGUGUAGGCACCACCGAUUUCUGUUCUAAUCUGGACUCAACAACACUACUACAACUGCAGCUGCCUAGUUUUUAACCCACCCUGCCCUCUGCUGGUGUCUCACCUGCCAUCGCUCAGGUGGACCUGCACUUCCUGGACUUUUUGUUGUAUUAUGUUAAACAUAGUAUAAAUAAUGCAUACUUACGGGUGCAGGGAAAAAUCAAAGGUGUGUUUGAGGCUCUAGGUCAUGCUAAGGUAUUGUUUCCAGGAACCAGAUUAUGCUUAUCUAGAGGAAUGCCUGGUGUUUGUUGUUAUUUAGGCUUAAUCUGGGUUAGAAAGCAUAUGAUCUGUUUGGUACCUCAUAUUCUUAAACUUAACCUCAUGCGUUUAUUUAUAUAAAUACAAGGAUUUAGGGAAAACUGAUGAUGCUGUUGCUGCUCAGUCUAAAAGGGACUAGAUAUUAAACACUACUUCCUGAUCCUGAUCUCAAAGUUCUCAUUUGGAGUUGAACACUAUACAAGACUCAGCUUUUGAGAUUCAGGAAAUUGAAGAAAAAUAAUUAAUUUAAUGCUGUUAAAAAAGCCUUGCAUAAGUGUUGAGUCAGAUGUCGGUUUGGUACUAAGUUUUAAUGAAAAGUUACUUUCUAGAGUAGAAUACCCUUCAAUAACACUAAAUAGCUCGGUUUCCCUCUCAUACUACAUAUCAAAACUAUAUAGCCUGCUUGCUUCCAUUUAGCAUUGUAUUUGCACUCAUUCAAAAAUGUUAAAAGGGAAAUUCUGCUAGAGUGAGGAAAUAUUAUGGUUUUGCACUACUGGAUGGACAAAGGGUAUAUUCACACUAACACAACAGGAAGUUCUGAAUGACUUGAAGUAGGUUUAGACUAUAAUAGACCCAGGUAAAUAGUUAGCUGUUACAAACACAAGGAGUGCACUAAAAACACGCUUGAUCAUAUGGUGGAUGAAUCUCUCCUUUCUGAUGCGCCUUCAUAUGGAGUGACUGCAUAAAUGGAAUUGUUGUGGAUAUUGAAGUGUUGCCUUGAUUGCUAUGAAGUUCAUGUUGUUUUAAGGGAAUGCAAUUCUAAGUUUCUAAAUAAAGUGAAAAAUAAAAAGACAAGAAAAAGAG